Molecule: messenger RNA, 2022 nt
Organism: Varanus komodoensis (Komodo dragon)
Lineage: Eukaryota; Metazoa; Chordata; Lepidosauria; Squamata; Varanidae
Gene: TMEM234
Product: transmembrane protein 234
Exons: 5
Coding region: 91-492 (133 amino acids)
Source: RefSeq, a predicted model, not a curated record
GAGGCUAGAGCGGCGCAUCACUCCGGCUCGCAGAGGCGAAGGCGCGGAAGGGCGCGCUGGGCUUCCGGGGUGCCGGCCCGAGUCGCCGCCAUGGCGUCGCUGGGUGAAAUUGGUGCUUUGAUCUUGGUGGCAGCUCUUUGGGGAGGAACCAAUCCAUUUCUGAAAAGGGGAACAGAGGGUCUAGAGCAAGUGAGGAGAAAGAGCCAACCCAUACAGCUACUUGCAGAAAUGAAAUUUCUUUGUCUCAAUUACAAGUAUGUGGUGCCAUUUGCGCUCAACCAAUGUGGCUCACUUGUCUACUAUCUUACUUUAGCAUCUGCAGACCUGACCUUGGCCGUGCCUUUUUGCAACUCUCUGGCUCUGAUGUUCACAUUAGCAACAGGAAAAGUUCUCGGAGAAGCCAUUGGUGGUGCAAGGGCUGCACUGGGGAUGGUUCUGACAGCUUUAGGAGUUGCUCUCUGCAUUGCUGGGUCCGGACAUGGGAAACCAUGAAGAGCCUCUCGGAAGAGAAGGGGAAGAUGAGUCAAAGGCCACGAGUUAUCUGACGCUGGCACAGCUCUCAAGGCCCGUGCCAUGUUGUGCCGGGACCUGUUGGACGCCACACAUGCUUAGUGAUGUUAAGGAUGGAUGAAAAAGCACCUCCUUCAGGGCCGGCUUGCAGAGGGUCCCGAAUUUGUGCUGGGGUGCUCCAGUCAGGCAGUGGCCAGCAAAUCCUUGGGGUUUGUGAGGCUGCCUUCAAACCAGCAAUGAGGUCAGGAAUGUCCAAUUAGUGCAGAAGUUCAAAGUGCUCUGGAGAGUAAUUUGAUAUAGAACACAUCCAGAAAGUUGCUAGCAUGCAACAAAAAGCUGUGAGGUUUGGCAACAGAACAAAGAGGAGAAAUGAAGGCGCACACUCUGUUCCAGAAGGAAAACAUAGCUGGUCCUGGCCUUUUAAAAUCCCAGUCAGCCUAGGACUUGCUUAUCUGAAACAUCUCCUGUCCCCAUUAUGAAUCUCUCCCAGUCCUAACAUCUGGUUUGGAGGCAGCCCAUUGCUAGGUAAGAUCAGUUUUGUGGGUAGCAGGAAUAUCCAUAGUUCCUCAGCUGUGGAGCUGUUACCAACAGUUCAGAGAGGCCCGUUUCUUCCACAAAGCUUUCUUUGAAUCGGUCUGUCUGGCCCAGUUCGCACAUAAUGAGCUGCAAGGGGGAAUGCUGACUCCCAUACCUUACAUAAAAUUAUUGGAAAAACAGGAUGGGUGUAAGUGCACUUAAAUAAUGCAUUUGAGGAUGUGCAAAAUACCUUUUCCCCACCACUGUGCAAGCCAGCCCGUGUCACUCCCAAGUAUAUGGAAGGUGAGGGCUUGGCUUUCCUGCAGUUCUCCGCCCCAGCUCUCCACAGGACGGAUCAUGGAGGGCCGUGCUUGAACCUGAGGUUGGCUGUACUUGUUGCACUUCAUGAGACGACAGCCUUGUCUCCUCUGGGGGAAGCUCUUCCUCUGUCAUAGAUGAACUUCUGAAAGGGUAAUUAGUUGCACACAAGUGGAGCCUACAACAAAACAUGACCAGGUGACAUCCUUCUAUUCACGGUCUCCUCUUCCCUGAAUUGUUUUCUCAGUAUUCUGUGGUCAGGGAACAUGCCUAGUCUUCACUCAGCUCUUUUGAAGUCCCCCCAGCAUAGGAUUUCCCCUAAAAGUCUUUGUAUUUCUGCAAACCUUUGGAUUGUCCUUUUUCCACCUCCAUGUGUGUGCAAGGGUCAAUGCAACCCUCACAGAACUUAAACUGCUGUUACUUGCCUUAUUUUGCCUAUUAUUUUGUAUGUCUGCAUGUGUAUAUGUUUGUGUGUUAUUCUUAAACUUCCAAGCAAUAAUUGUCAGCCCAUGGUCACCUUGAGAAAUUGUGGUCUUGCCUUGUUUCUCUCUUUAAACUCCCAGCAGAACUAACUUCUGGGAGUGUCAGGUAUGCAUUUCAAAGCAGAACAUUUGGUUUUUACAAAUUUAUUUUAAUAUCAAUAAUGGCUCUAAAUAAAGAUUCAGAAACUCCCCACUG